Messenger RNA from Periophthalmus magnuspinnatus, 3098 nucleotides. It is a transcript of the gene l3mbtl2, whose product is annotated as L3MBTL histone methyl-lysine binding protein 2. Gene Ontology annotation, cellular component: nucleus. Bases 195 to 2627 code for a protein of 810 amino acids. Gene Ontology annotation, molecular function: zinc ion binding. Gene Ontology annotation, biological process: regulation of DNA-templated transcription. The record is from RefSeq and is a predicted model, not a curated record. The transcript has 18 exons. Lineage: Eukaryota; Metazoa; Chordata; Actinopteri; Gobiiformes; Gobiidae.
GGGUGUCUGUGACGUCAUAUACGUGAGACCAAACAGAAUGGCGUGAGCUCUCCACUCCCACCACCGUACGCGCAAUUUAAAAGUUUGGUAUUCACUGUUUUUUGCGCCAUUCAUCGCCAAGAUUUCACAAACCAUUUUCAUAGCAAAGGAUACCAACUUCGCCGGUAAAGACGGACAUCUGAUUUUACGUCAGGAUGCCCUACCAUUGUGUGGCGUAUGGCUGUGGCAAAACUGCCGACGAUGGCGUGGCUCUGUAUAAAUUCCCCAAGGACCAAGAGGAGUUCACCAAAUGGGAGAGACAGGUCCAACGUACCCGCACCAACUGGACCGCCUCCUCUACCUCCCACCUCUGCCAUGAGCACUUUGGCUGUGACUACUUCAUUCCUGGAACCCUUAGGCUCAGGCGAGGAGCAGUGCCCACCGUGUUUGAUCGCCCCUUCUGUCUAUCCUGCUUCGGGACAGGCUGCAGUAAAUGUCUGCCAUCCAUUCAGUGCCGUGCCUUUUCACCAAAAGAGCCUAUGCCUGUGAGUUCGGCAAAUGCAGUUACACAAUCAAAGACCACCAAAGAGAAAGUCAAGCAAGAAGGACGGUUAGUUGCAUGUGAAAUGUGUGAAACUGUUGAUGAUGCAAGCACCUUUUACUCGAAAAGCAAGCGCUUCUGCAGUGAAUCCUGCGCUCGGUCCUAUUCUUCAAACUCAAAGAAAUCGUCUGUCUUGGCUCAACUGCAGGGGCGACCUCCCUCUAAGAAAACAGUAGUACUGAAAAAGAAGAAACCACAUCCACCCGUACCCCCCACAGGUUUUGACUGGGGCUAUUAUUUGAAUAGAGAAACCUCUCUGGGUGUAUCAGUGUCCUGCUUCCAACAUGCUCCUAUGUGGGAGCACUGGGACGAUGUCACAGUGGGGACAAAAGUAGAGGUCCUUAAUACUAAUGCUGUUCUGCCCAGUAAAGUCUACUGGAUUGCCACUGUAAUUCAAAUUGCAGGAUACAGAGUCCUUUUGAGGUAUGAAGGCUUUGAGCAUGACAGCACAUAUGAUUUUUGGAGUAGCCUUGUAUCAGGAGAAUUGCAUCCAAUCGGGUGGUGCGCAAUGACCACUAAGCUACUGGUGCCUCCUCAAGAUGUCAAAACAACAAUCGUGGACUGGAAAGAGUAUUUAAUGCAGAAGCUGGUGGGAGCCAACACUAUACCUGUCGACUUUUACUUAAAGCUUUCUGAAAGCAUGAAGUGCCCAUUCAAAUAUGGCAUGCGUGUAGAAGUGGUGGAUCCUAAACACAUAAGCCGUACCCGUGUAGCCAUCGUAAACGCUACGUAUGGGGGGCGGCUCCAACUGGUGUAUGCCGACCAAAAAGACGCCCCUGAAAACACCAAGGCAGAGUUUUGGUGUCACAUGUCCAGCCCACUUCUUCACCCUAUUGGCUGGUCCAAAAUGGUGGGCCAUCCCAUCAAAACACCAGCUAAUGGUAUAGAGGCAAACCCUUUAAAGGGUACCUGCUGGGACAGUACAUUACACCUCUUUAAAAAGCUGAGAUAUGUCUAUAUGGAAGGGGCAUUCUUUGAACAGGGGAUGAAACUAGAGGCUAUUGAUCCACUCAAUUUGGGGAGCAUUUGUGUUGCCACGGUACAAAAGGUACUGCUGGAUGGCUACCUGAUGGUUGGUAUUGACGGCAGCAUCCUUGCAGAUGGGUCUGACUGGUUCUGUUAUCAUGCUUCAUCUCAUGCCAUCCUGCCCAUCGGCUUCUGUGAGAAGAAUGACAUAGAUCUCAAAGUGCCUGAUGGGUAUGAAUCUGGGACUUUCAGUUGGCCCGAUUAUCUAAAGGAGAAGAACGCCAAAGCUGCACCAGCACAUCUAUUCAACUAUGAGUACCCGGGCCACAGCUUCUCCCCCAACAUGAAGCUGGAGGCGGCCGACCUGAUGCAACCCAGCCUGGUGUGUGUGGCCACAGUGAGGCGCUGUGUGGGCAGGCUCCUGCUUAUUCACUUCGACGGCUGGGAUGACGAGUUCGACCAAUGGGUGGACUGCCAGUCUUCAGACAUCUACCCCAUUGGCUGGUGCGAGCUGGUGGGCCUACAGCUGCAGCCUCCUCCCGGCCUCGAUCUUGCAGAUCAGUCACGAAUCAAAAAGUGCAAGCCACACGUGUUCGGAGCAAAAAAGAAAAAACGUUUCGGAAAGAGACCAUCUUCACAAGUAAACUUUGAUGAUGAGGUGCACGACCCAGAAAUGGAAGAACCACAUGGAUUCUCGGACAUGGACUCUCCUCUGAAAGCUCCAUUCAUCAAGCCCAAAUUUGAGCCAGAGGAGAAGCAACAAAUUGGCACGGUGCAUGUCAAAGUAGAGGAGGUGGAGAUGGAGACCCCCAUAGACCCUACGCAGGUUUCUUUAAGUCAAAUCAAAAUCGAGGAAAACCCAGGGAUCAGCAUCACUACCGCCACUGUGUCUGGGGACAAUGUGGAGGUUUCUGAGGCAACGGUAGAAGAAUCUGUGAAGCACCGUGAAGAAGAUGAGGACCAAAUGGCUGGAGACAGCUAUGAAUCGUACGAUAGCAACAGCAAUGGAGAACACUCUAGUGACGAACACGCAAGCUCAAACCAGGAAGAUGAAGAUGAGGCACCUAAUAAGAGUCUAUGAGAAAUUGUGAAUAUAACCGGGACUGAAAAACUUUUCCAUAGCUGAUGUUUGCCUCAUUUAUUUCAGUACAACACUUUUUAUAAUUGUUUAUUAUUAUGUACAAAUGUAAAUAGACAUGUUUUCUUUGUAAAAAUAUAGCUUGUGAUCAAAUUUACUUGCUUACUGCUUUGGAAGUUGAAUGCCAUCUUUGCACAAAAACUUACACCCAGUCACGCUGUAAAUAGUUGUAUGAGGAACAGUGUGAUUGGUCUUACAGGUAUCCGCACUUCAAACUCCACCCCUGCAGCCAGGUGUUUGGAAACUGAUAUCCAAUCAAGCUAAAUUUUCAGUAUUGUCAUCAAAAUCAGAUACCAGUAUCGUAUUGGUGCAUGCCUAAAGAUAAAAUUGGAAAAAAUCCUUAAUGCCACCAAUGAAUACCAAAAAUACAUAUAUUUUUUCUAAACACAAUACAAAUAAAUAGACAAAAACUUG